Molecule: messenger RNA, 1089 nt
Organism: Hirsutella rhossiliensis
Lineage: Eukaryota; Fungi; Ascomycota; Sordariomycetes; Hypocreales; Ophiocordycipitaceae
Exons: 5
Coding region: 1-1089 (362 amino acids)
Source: RefSeq, a predicted model, not a curated record
AUGCCUCCCCGUGGCGCGACCAGCCCGCAACGGCGUUCCGUCUUCGAGCCACAAUGCACGCACCUCACCAUGACGCGCAUCUAUGACUCCACCCUUCUCUGUGCGGCCUGCCGUCGCCCCGGACCCAGUGGGUGGAUCUAUCACUGCUCCCAGGAUCGCGAGGAUCUGAUUGAGCACGCCAUAUGUCGAAGAGAAGUGGCGAGUUUCGAUGUCCUAGGCCACCACCUGUCGGAACAGCUGAGAAUCAGAAGAGGCAGCCCAGCAGCUCGGGAAGACAGAUUCAGCUUCUUCAAUGAGAUUUCGCAGAAGCAAAUGUCCAGCUACCGCCCGGAUCAAGUGGCGGCCAUUCUGCGCCAGCGUGAAAACGUUCAGGCAGUCAUCCAGCUUCAGCGGCUUCGCAACGACAGCACCGAAAUCAUCAAUUGCCGCACCUACCCGAGUGUCUUCGAUCGCGCGCCGGGCCCCUUUGAUUACAAGAAGCCCUGGGUCCGCAGCAUUCAAGAGGAAUGCCCGUAUCGCAUUUGUCCUCGUUGCCGGCCUGGGCUGGCAGACAGGGCCUUUCUCGGCCUGAACGCUGUCGCUUGUGGGGAGAUUCCCCCAACAGCCGCCGUUGGUUAUGGCUUUCAUAUCAUGGGAGAGCGCCCCAUCGUUGACGCUGAGAUUCUCAAGAACUUGGGACACCGCUCUGACUUGGCCAGUAGAAAUGAAAAGGCCGGCUUUUCCAAUAUCUUCGACUUACCGAUGCCUUCGCAACGGCCGACGCCGCCUUCACAAACCCUUCCUGGCAGAGGCUCCUUCAGAUCACGCGAGAGUAUUCGACAACUCUUCGAGGAUCCCGUUAAUGCUGGGCAAGCGGCCGGGUCAGACGUCCACGCGCCGCGAAAACCAGCAUCGGGAAAGGACGCUCCUGCCAAAGAUCAAUGGCAGGCCGUGAUUCCUGAUGGAGGAGUUGCCAAAAAGAGCAGUUCGGCCGCAUCGGGGCCAGGCAUGGGAAAGUUCACCCCUUCGCCGCUCAAGGUGGGCCAUGGGAUAGCGGUUCUCGAAGAGAGCGUCGAGUUGGGCGUUCCCGACGUCAUCACGCACGCAUAA